AUGCGACGCCAACUUUCAGCAGGAGGAAGACCCUCCUCAAGUAGACCGUACCACAAAUGCGAACUAUCGCCGUACGACAAAAACUACCGGGGUUGCAUUAAAUCUGACCAGAGAGAUCUAAUCUUUGAGCACCAGCGUGUGGCUAAAAUGUCCAGGAGAGACUUGGAGGAUAGCUACAUCUCCCUCUGCGAUGAACACUUCACCCUGAAGAGAGAGAAUCACGCUAAUCAGGAGAAGAUCAAGAGACUAAUCACUAAGCUACUGAGGAUUACAUCCUUUGACAUUAAGAGCACAUCCAAUCGCAGCAGAGAGACCCUUUCCGUGGAGGAACGUGUCCAGCUGAGAAUAUUCGACUUGGAGAUGCAAAAUUCCCAGCUAAGGGAGAAACUUUGUGGUAUUUGCAAAAAAUACGGCCUUCCUCUGCCCUCUACGCGUCCAGCAUCGGAAAUGAGGGAUCAUUUUGGGCUGAGUCUCGAUCGUCACAAUUCCGGGAGUAGGCUUACCUUCGAUGAUCCCACACAGUCACCCAAAGAUGCAAAAAGUGUCGCCAAUGGAGUGGAGAAAUCUUCAAAUGAUGAGGAAUCUCUCACGGGACACAAGGAGAGAAUUGAAGAACUAACAAAUGAGCUUGAGAGCCUCAAGGAAGAACUAAAGGAUGAGCAUAGAAAGAACAAAGAACUCUUCAAUCAGGUCUCUGAAUUGCGACUCAGGAAGCACAUUGCUGAGAAUGUUCAGCUGAUUCACAUCCGGGAAAAAUUGGAUGAGCUCAAGAAGGAAUUCAAGAGUAAAUCCGACAAAAUGGAUGAGAUUAUUAAGCAAAGUGCAACGGCGCUCAGUGAGGAGAAGCGCAAGAAUGGGGAGCUGCAGAAGAAACUCACGGAACAAGCUGAGAAGAGUGAAAGAUUCUCCAGGCAAAUUACAGAGCUGGAGGAUUCAAAGAGACUCGUUGAGGAAUUGCGAGAACAACUGACGGAGGCGGAAUCUGAAAAGCAAUCCCUGAAGACACAGCAGGAGCGCUUCUCAAUGCUCCUCAAGGAGACAUCGACUAAAAGUGAAAAGUUCCACGUGCUACAGACGAAGAAUGAUGCCCUACAGGCAAGUCUCGAUGAAGCCAAAUCCAGUGUUAUUGCUUUGCUGCACUCAAAGUCCGAACUGGUGGAGAAGAUUGUCUCCCUGCAGAAUGACUACGAUAGAAUCUCCGUGGAGCUGGAGGGCUUCCGGAGUCGUGCACAAUUUCUCACGGAGGAAAAUGAGAGCUUAAAUGAGAAACUGCACAAGAUCACAAUUGGUCAGGAAGCCCUACAUGUGGGCAAGGAGUUAUUGGCGCCAAAAGUGUGUGAAAGCGGAGCAAAAAUGUGCACGUCGAUCAUGAGCACUACAAGCGAUGGAUCGAGAUCCGACACAUCUGUCUCCCUCACUUCCGAUGCAUUUGCCGUGAGUUCCGACAUUCCCAGCACAGCCAGGAAUAUGGAUAGUUUUGAGAGUAGGAAGAGAUUGGAAGUUCUGGAUAGGGCAGCGUACUACCAACCUUGUUCCCUGCCAUCUCCCGAAAGCACCAUUGAUGACCUAAGAUUGCCACCAAAGUGA
Lutzomyia longipalpis is the source of this 1587-nucleotide messenger RNA. Its product is annotated as outer dense fiber protein 2-like. The transcript is spliced from 4 exons. The coding region runs from base 1 to 1587 and encodes 528 amino acids. The record is from RefSeq and is a predicted model, not a curated record. Gene Ontology annotation, biological process: non-motile cilium assembly. Gene Ontology annotation, cellular component: ciliary transition zone. Lineage: Eukaryota; Metazoa; Arthropoda; Insecta; Diptera; Psychodidae.